Molecule: messenger RNA, 2312 nt
Organism: Polistes dominula (European paper wasp)
Lineage: Eukaryota; Metazoa; Arthropoda; Insecta; Hymenoptera; Vespidae
Gene: dsb
Product: scavenger receptor class B member debris buster
Cellular component (GO): cytoplasm; membrane
Molecular function (GO): scavenger receptor activity
Source: RefSeq, a predicted model, not a curated record
UUAUUAUCAUUAUCAUUAUUAUUAUUAUUAUUAUUAUGAGUUCUCAAACUUGGCAGAGAAAUAAUAUACAAAAUUCUACCCUUACACGAUGAUGGGAGAAGUAACAUGAGGAGAUGUGCUUUCUAAACAUAACACAUCGUGAAUUAUCUGUAACGCGAUUUCUACAUUGUAUUGUUCGAUAAAUAGAGCACAGAAUAUCAGGCCCAUCCUAUUCAACUAUCAAAAAAUAUAUAUUCCUGAAGGUGCACUAAGCUUUAUCGAAGAUUCUCCCUUCUUUAUUUUUGUUUUCUUCUUCUUCAUUCAUCGACCUAUUGCAAAAGGAAAAAAAAAACAACAAAGAAAAAAGUUAUUUUUUCUCAUCUGGAAGGAUAGACAACAAAGAUGAAAUUUAUAACGUCGUUAUUUGGAGAUGGGUCUCCUAAAACGAUGGGAAGGCAAUAUAUGAAAGUUGGAAGGAAUGCACUUCUUGGUAUAAAACCUGAUCAAAAGAAUGGUGUUUGUUCUGAAAGAGUGCCAACACCCUUGUCCUUGCUGAUUUCCCGAGGUGGCAAAUUAAAACACAGUAGAAUAGCAGCAAUUUGUUUCGGCUUAUUGGCUUUAAUCAUCGGCAUUGUACUCAGCAGUAUACCAUGGGUAGACUACAUUAUUUUGAAGCAAUUACGUUUAUGGAAUGGUUCGAUUGCUUUUCAUUAUUGGCAAAAACCUGGUGUCGUUCGAUUAACCAAAGUAUACAUAUUCAACAUGACAAAUACCGAAGGCUUUUUACAGUUCAACGAAAAACCGAAACUUCAAGAAGUCGGUCCUUUUGUAUAUAGGGAAGAUAUGGAAAAAGUCAACAUAGUUUUUCACAAUAACGGCACUGUGACUUAUCAACACAAAAAAAUUUUACAUUUCGUUCCUGAAAUGUCCAAGGAUGAAGAUCUCAAAGUAAUGGUUCCUAACAUUCCAUUGCUAACACUUUCGACUCAAAGUAAAAGCCUACCUCGAUUUAUUACCAUCGGUUUAUCGAUGUUCCUUAGGGGAAUGAAAAUGAAACCGUUUGUUCCUGUAACAGUUCAGGAACUUGUAUUUGGUUACGAUGAUCCAUUAGUUAGUAUAGCACAUCGAUUUUUUCCAAAAUCUCGACGUCCGAUGAGUCAAAUGGGACUCCUACUUGGGAGAAAUGGUACAUUAAGUGAAGUAUCAACUAUAUAUACCGGACAUACUGAUAUGAAACAAUUCGGUCUAAUAAAUCGAUUAAAUGGAUUGGAUCAUCUACCAUAUUGGCCAGAAAACCCAUGCAAUUCUAUUACAGCUUCUGAAGGCUCGUUCUUUCCGCCACGAGAUAAAACUGGAUCGGAUUUCAUGCAUGUUUGGGAUAAAGAUCUCUGUCGUGUCUUGCCGUUGCAAUAUCGUGGACCAGCAAACACGAAUAACAUCAAAUCAGAUCUAUUUACACCACCGGAAAAUGUCUUCGGCAGACCUGAUAAAACAAAUCCUGAUAAUAAAUGUUUCUGCAUGAAUGAUCCUUCCUCUUGUAUGAUAGAUGGAUUACAAAAUAUCAGCCCUUGUCAGUACACUGCACCAGUUUUUUUAUCCUUUCCUCAUUUCUAUCAAGCUGACAAGAAACUUCUUGAUGCGAUCGUAGGAUUAAAACCAGUCAAAGAAAUACAUGAAAGUUAUUUUAAGAUACAACCGAAACUUGGUAUACCUUUAGAAGGAAAAGUACGAGUACAAUUAAAUUUAAAAGUAGAACGUCAAACUAAUAUAGGCGUUGUCGAGAAUUUUCCUGAUAUAGUGUUUCCAAUAAUGUGGCUUGAAGAAGGUAUCGAAGAAUUACCACCAUCGAUCAAAAGAUGGGUUUACUUGGCGACAACAUUCGCGGAUGUCGCAGUACCUUGUGUAACUUACGGGUUUAUUCUAGUCGGUUUGAUAACUAUAAUCGCGGUCUUCGUCAAGGCCUAUAACAACGUAGUGUUUACUCACGAAGCAAUAGAAUUAGGAAAGAGAACUAUUAGAAGGGGAUCUUCAUUUUUAGUAAAUCAACAACAUCGAUUACUCGUCAACAAGGACUCUAAUUACGUUUUACUCAGUAACGAUAUCGAAGUAAUAUCUACCGAUGUACUUGUAUGAUUUCAAACUAUUAGAUGAACAACAACAAAAUGCAACAAAAAUCGAAAAAAAAAAACAAAAAAAAAAAAUUUGAAUAGUACCAAUGAUAUUAAAUAUUAUUAGAAGAUAAGAAAUGAUUUGAUUAAGACGAAACUACUGCUAUUUAUCAUCAUUUUGAUGAUAAACACACAGGUCACACCAAAGUUUCGCAAAAAAAAAAA